CGGUGCUCGGCGUACUCGCUGGGAACUGACUAGAGGAACGGAAAAUGGCGGAUCUCGAAGACGUUACGCUGGACGGGAGACCGCUCCAGUCGCUCCGCGUAGCAGACCUUAAAGCGGCUCUGGAGGAGCGGGGGCUGUCGAAAAGCGGACAAAAGAAUGCUCUCGUCAAAAGACUUAAAGGGGCUCUCAUGCUGGAGAAUUUGCAGAAAACCUCUACUCCACAUGUUGGACUGCAGCCUAACUCUCAGAUUGGUGAGGAAAUGAGCCAGAACAGUUUUAUCAAACAGUAUCUGGCCAAGCAGCAAGAGCUCCUGAGGCAGCGUCUUGAGAGAGAGGCCCGUGAAGCACAUGAUACAAAUGAGCAAGAGGUCCACACACAGGUUAACAACAGUACGCCAUGCCCUCCUCCUGCACAGGAAGUCACACCAGCAGGGCAGCACAGACCACCUGGGUCCUCAGAUGGAGAGGGAUUCUUUGGUUCAGUUAAUUCAGGACAGGGAAACAGGAGUCAGGAGGCAGAUGUGUCCAGUCCCCCUGCUUCUGGCUCUAAGGCCAUGCGAGCUCCUGCCUCAGAGCAGAGGUCAGAACGAGGUUCGGCUUCCGGUGAAGUUGCAGGCGAAAGCGAUGAUGAUGACAGUGAGGAAGAUGGCGAUGAUGAUGAAGACUGGGGAAACAGGGCUCCAAGAAGAAGCCUCAGAGAACCAGCCAGAGUACCCGCAGCACGGUCUGGUGCAGCAAGGUCUGGUCCAGCACGUUCCGGUCCGGCACGGUCUGGUGCAGCACGUCAUCCACAACCUCAGCAGCAGCACAUUCCUUCCCUUUUGUCACCUCAGCUCCGCCAACCAACACCACCUCCAUCCCCACCUCCAGAAUUAUCAUUUCCCUUACCUGACACCCCAAAGCAGAGCCCACCUAGUCCCCCUGUUGCCAGGCACUCGCCAAGCUCUUCCAGCUCUGGCUCCUCCAGCAGCGGCAGCCGCAGUAGCAGCCCAGAGCCACAGAGAAGUGGCCAUGCUGACCGUAAGCCAGGUCCUCUUACCCUUCUGGCACGUAAAAUGGAGUCUGAGGGUGCCUUUUCUGGAAGUUGGCACGGUGCGGAUGGUAAAGGUGAUGGGCAAGAUGGCGGUUCACCCUCACUUAUGGCGUUUCCUGGCAAAGGGCCACCAGAUGGUCUAGGGUCUGCCAGUAUAAUUCCAGGCACACAUUCAGCCCACAUCCAAAAAUCUGGGAGAGCACGCAAAACAGCUGCAGCCCAGGAAAGAGAGAGGGAAAGGGUGAUGGAGCUGGAAAGACAAAAGGCACUUGAGCUGGAGAGGCAAGAACAGGAGAUGAUUGAGCAACAGUUGGCUUUAGAGAGAGAAGAGAGAGAAAGGGUCUUGCAGCGAGAGCUUGCUCUUGAAAAAGAGAGACAGGAGCGGGAGGAGGCUUUGGCUAAAGAGAGGGAGGAGCAAGAGAGGGCGAUAGAGAUGGAAAGGCAGAGAGAGCUUGAGAGACGUAGAGCUUUGGAAGAACGUCUGCAGAGAGAGAGGGAGGAGAAGGAAAAGCGUGAACGAGAGGAGAUUGAGAAGGCCUUAGAGCUAGAAAGAGCCAAGGAGAAAGAACGGAUAGAGAAAGAACGGGCUCUUCAGCAAGAGAGGUUGGAGAGAGAGCGGGUGUUGGAAGCCAAGAGAAAGGAGAAGGAAAGGCUUGAGAGAGAGAAAGCUCUUGAGCAGGAACGAUUGGAAAAGGAAAGGAUAGAGAGGCAGAAGGCACUGGAGCAGGAACGAUUGGAAAAGGAAAGGAUAGAGAGAGAGAAAGCUCUUGAGCAAGAAAGAAUGGAAAAGGAACGUAUUGAGAGGGAGAAAGCUCUUGAGAAGGAAAGAUUAGAAAAGGAAAAGAGAGAGCGAGAGAAAGCACUGGAGCAGGAACGAUUGGAAAAGGAAAGGAUACAGAGAGAGAAAGCUCUUGAGCAGGAACGAUUAGAAAAGGAAAGGAUUGAGAGAGAGAAAGCUCUUGAGAAGGAAAGAUUAGAAAAGGAAAGGAUAGAGAGAGAGAAAGCCCUUGAACAGGAAAGGUUGGAAAAGGAAAGGAUAGAGAGAGAGAAAGCACUGGAGCAGGAACGAUUAGAAAAGGAAAGGAUAGAGAGAGAGAAAGCACUGGAGCAGGAACGAUUAGAAAAGGAAAGGAUAGAGAGAGAGAAAGCUCUUGAACAGGAGAGGUUGGAAAAGGAAAGGAUUGAGAGAGAGAAAGUUCUUGAGCAGGAACGAUUAGAAAAGGAAAGGAUAGAGAGAGAGAAAGCACUGGAGCAGGAACGAUUAGAAAAGGAAAGGAUAGAGAGAGAGAAAGCUCUUGAACAGGAAAGGUUGGAAAAGGAAAGGAUUGAGAGAGAGAAAGUUCUUGAGCAGGAACGAUUAGAAAAGGAAAGGAUAGAGAAAGAGAAAGCUCUUGAACAGGAGAGGUUGGAAAAGGAAAGGAUUGAGAGAGAGAAAGUUCUUGAGCAGGAACGAUUAGAAAAGGAAAGGAUAGAGAAAGAGAAAGCUCUUGAACAGGAGAGGGUGGAAAAGGAAAGGAUUGAGAGAGAGAAAGUUCUUGAGCAUGAACGAUUGGAAAAGGAAAGGAUAGAGAGAGAGAAAGCUCUUGAGCAGGAACGUUUGGAAAAGGAAAGGAUAGAAAGGGAGAAAGCUCUUGAGCAAGAACGCUUUGAAAAGGAAAGGAUAGAGAGAGAGAAAGCUCUUGAGCAAGAAUGCUUGGAAAAGGAAAGAGUGGAGAGGGAGAAAGCUCUUAAACGAGAGAGAGAACAGGCUUUACAGAAAGAAAAAGUAGAAAAAGAGAGGGCUCUAGAGCAAGAAAUGCAGGACAAGGCAAUGGAACAAGAGAAAGAGAGAGGGGGUAGUGUUUCUCCUCCUAGAAGUGGCUCUAAGCUGGGUGUCAGUACCCAGGCUGCCCCAGAGCAGCAAAAUGUCCGUACUUCUUUGGCACAGACUGAAGCUCAACCAGCUAAGUCUAUUUCCACAACUGUCUCUCCACAAUCAUCAUUUAAGAAGUCUCGCCUUUUCAGGGACUCUCCAGUACGACCUCAGUCCGGUUCAACCUCGAUUGUUAUUAAGCGGCCUCGUACAUUUUCUGAUACCCCCCAGCCUCGAGCCCCUCUUGCCACCUUACCUACAAGCGCUGGGGAACGUCAGCCAGGAGAACACUUGCCAUCAACUGACCAAGAAGACGCACAAAUUCAUUCCAACCAAGAUGUUAGCACUGCACCCGUAGCAUCUACAAGGACUGGUUCUGACAGCCUGAACGCCAACCCAACUGCAGCUCACUCAGAUCCUAAAGAAGAAAGGCCCAUGAUGGCGAGAGAAGAGGCUACAUUGCCAAAGACUGCAGAGCCUGUUGAGGCAGAAGAUCAAAGCAUAGAUUCUUCAAUCCCUGAAGGAAAGCAGGACAGAGAAGCAAAUAAAGAAGGAAAAAAAGUACGACGGAGAUCUUUAUCGGAUGAUUCCUCUUCCUCAGAUUCUGAUUCCUCAUCAUCACGGUCAUCUGGUUCAUCGUCAUCUUCUCAAGACCAACCAGUCUCCACCUCAAGGAGUAGACCGGCGGAGAAAGAUGAAAGAGGUUUAUCAGGACUACCUGUGGAGGCUACAGAGUCUCAGUCUGAGAAUUCAGAAGCAAGCCCCAAAGCCUGCCUUAAUAAAAAAGAACUGCCUGUUGACAGAAUGAAUACUGCAGAUGGAGAUGUUCACACUAUGAAACAAGCGGCUGAGGAAACAAGAAAAGAGGAAGCAAACAGGAAGAGAAAACACAGCGAGAAAGAAGAAGAAAAAGAACCCGAGGGGCAGGAGACAGAGGCUCCCACUACAGAUCCAGAGAAGCAUUCAGAGUCCAGUGAGGAGAUACCAAAGGCUUUCUCCUCACGAAAGAUCUCUCUUAGCAGCAGUAAGCCGUCACCAGGCAGCACGGAGGCCGAGCACGAGUCUGGGGCCGGGGCAGGUCGCAAGAGGAGGUGGGGCUCCAGCACAGCCGUCACUGCCAAAAAACCCUCCAUUAGUAUCACCACCGAGUCACUCAAGUCCCUGAUUCCUGACAUCAGGCCGCCUGUCGGCCAGGAUGCUGUUGUAGAUCUUCAUCUUGAGGAAGCUGUUCUGUCCGGUACCGAGGAGGAAGAGCGGGAGCGCUCUGACCAGGACCUUCAGAUCCGACGCACCGUCACACAGGUGGUGCCUGCUGAAAGCCAAGAAAAUGGCCAAAAAGAAGCAAAGAGAAUAAGGCGGGAAGACUUUGAGGAAGAUGAUUCUCAGGUAGAAGGGGGAAGUAUCACAGCCCAUGAGGAGCAGAUGGACACCUCUCUCCCAGCAGCUGUAGAAACUCAGUCACCAACACUACCAAGCCAAGAUACCGAAAACAACACUGUGACACCCAGCGACACCCUCAUUCGACGCUCCAUCAGCCAGCAGAAAACAGGUGUCUCCAUCACUAUCGAUGACCCUGUCCGCACAGCGACGCAGCCAUCACCACCGCGAGGCCAAGCCUCCAACAUUGUUCACAUCUGGAACCUGGUAAGGCCGUUCACACUGGGACAGCUGAAGGAACUGCUAAGCAGAACUGGCACCCUGGUGGAGGAUGGCUUCUGGAUAAAUAAAAUCAAAUCCCACUGCUAUGUUACUUACUCUACUAUUGAAGAGGCAGUCGCUACACAGGCAGCUCUUCACGGAGUGAAAUGGCCUCAGAGCAACCCAAAGUUUCUUAGAGUAGACUUCUGCCAGCAGGAGGAGUUGGACCACCAGAGAAACCCCUCGAUGGCCGUGGACAGACCUGGAGGAGAGGACACAGGACCUGCCCCAGUGCGUGGACGAACAUCAGGUCCGCCGCCUCUCCUCCCCGAGCGGGACCAGUGGGCCGAGCGCGAGCGUGAGAUGGAGCGCAGGGAGCGCGCCCGAGCAGAGCGGGAGUGGGAUCGAGAUAAGGUUAACGAGUUUGGGAAAACCGAAGGUGAGAAGGAGGGAGGCUCACGAAGGUCACAAUCCAGAGAGAGACGGCGAAAGGAGAGGGCAAAGAGCAAGGAGAAGAAGAUGGAAAAGAAAGCCGAAGAUCCCCCCGCAAAGCUGCUGGAUGACCUGUUCCGCAAAACUAAAGCCGUUCCCUGCAUUUACUGGCUUCCUCUCACAGAGGAACAGUUUGUGCAGCGAGAAGCUGCCCGAGCAAAAGAGACGAAAGAGCGCGAGGAGCGGAGGAAAGAACGCGAGAAGAGAAGAAAACAGGAAGAAGAGGAGGAGGAGAAGAAAAGGGAGGAGGAGCGCAAGGAGAGAACGAAAGCAGCCGCCGCCUCGGCAGAAAACCGGAGUGAGGGUGAGAAGGACAAGGGCCGGGAGAGGGACAGAGACCGGGGUAGAGACAGGGAAAGGGACAGAGACAGGAACAGGGAGAACGACAAACGCAGGGAAGGGUACCGUAGGCCAGGGGGCAGCGGAGCGGGAUCCAGCCGGCGCUCCCGCAGCCGGAGCGAACCAAGAGAAAGGAGGCGCUGAUGGAACUGUCAUGGAGUCCAUCCUCCUGCAUUUUGCCUUUCACUACAUGUACUUUGUUACAACAAAGACCCAACAGAGGACCAACUGAUGUCAUUUCCAUCUCUCAUAAAGGCCCCUACCCCUUAUUUUUUAAAGCACAUCUGUGCCCACCGUAUUGCGUACGGAGAACACGAUGAUUGCAGUGUUGUUUUCCAGAGUGUCCCAGCCAUUUUCUUCAUGCCUUUUCCCGUCUUCUCUUUCAGUUUUUGUUCUGAUUGCGUAGCAGAAAGGCACACUGGACAGUUUAAAACUACUACAAAAUCCACUUUCUCUUCAAAGUGUAGAUGCUGAUCAUAAUUUUUAGCAGUGGUUGACUCCUCUGGGAGGUGAGCAUCCUGCGAUGUGCUGAGAACCUCUUUUGUUGCUGCAUGUAGUACUAAGCUACUUCUGCCAGUCCUGCCUAAAGAGAAAAUUUAUUUGUCUGCGCAGAGGCUUGCAGGAAUAAAAAAAAAAAUAUAGAAAUCCAUGUUUGGCAUUUUGUACAGACUUAAAAUAUCUGCAAAAUCAAGUCUUUAAAUGAGGCAGCUCUGGAUUAUUUUUCACUUAUUGUAAAAACUACUAAGACAAUGCAGUGUUCCUGUUUCUCUGUUAAGAGAUGAGAAAGUUCUCUGUGGGAGAGAAUAUGUCACAACUAACUCGAGUUUUCAUUUUGUCCUUGUUGAUCCUGCUUUCAUCUUUCUCUCCUCAAUCCGGUUCUCUUAACCUGACCUGUCAACACAGGUCCCCCCCACCCCACCCACCCACCCACCAGAGAGGAGAGUGCAUUAUACGUUUCCCACCAAUGGUUUUAAUUUUGUUUUUUAAAUCGUUAUUUUAUCAUUUUAGUACAAAGAUUUCAUUUUGUUUUUAAUUCUUUAAGUACGCCUAUCAGUGGUGAAUGUACAAAUAAUAAAAAAAACAUUGAAA
Messenger RNA from Cyprinodon tularosa, 6443 nucleotides. It is a transcript of the gene acin1a, whose product is annotated as apoptotic chromatin condensation inducer 1a. Lineage: Eukaryota; Metazoa; Chordata; Actinopteri; Cyprinodontiformes; Cyprinodontidae. Gene Ontology annotation, molecular function: nucleic acid binding. The record is from RefSeq and is a predicted model, not a curated record. The coding region runs from base 45 to 5498 and encodes 1817 amino acids. The transcript has 18 exons.